UACGUUACCUUUUAAGCGGCGGUUGAAAGAUGCGUUGAAGAUUUCCGGGAUUUUAACUUGCAGGAGGAAGGAGGGACAGAAGAGGAAGGGUCUUCAUCAAACAGGCAAGAAUGGAAAAUCAGUGUAAGGUUUCUGAAUCGGUCGUAUCGGAGAACAGCGAUCUUUCAAAUCAGGACGUGAUGGAAGAAAGGUUUCGAGUUGACAGAAGGAAAUUAGAGGAUAUGAUUCAAGGUGAAGAAACAGAUAUAGAAAAGACAGCCGCAGGAGUAUUUUUCCGUAAAAUAACUGAAGAAACUGGAGCAGAAAUUUAUUGGCCAACGAGAUUAAAAAUAGGAGCUAAAUCUAAAAAAGAUCCAAAUAUUAAAAUCUGUGGAAAACCUGAAGUAGUUUUAGCUGCAAAAGAGAGAGUUCUUAAAAUAUUGGACACAAAGCGUAACAAAGUAACACUAAAAAUGGAUAUUCCAUAUACUGAUCAUUCUCACAUAAUCGGCAAAGGUGGAACAACAAUUCAAAAUAUAAUGGAAGAAACAGAAUGUCACAUUCACUUUCCUGAUUCAAAUCGAACUAGCACAACCGAGAAAAGUAAUCAGGUAUCGAUCACUGGUCAGACAACUGGGGUGGAGAAAGCAAGAUGCAAAUUAAGAAACCUCCUACCAGUUGUAGUGACCUUUGAACUACCUGCAAUUUAUUGUCAAUCCCCACCCGAGCCCUCCUCCCCUGCAAUUCAACUAAUCCUACAAAACUAUUGUUUUACUGCAACAUUCCAUCAACAGUACAAGAGGAUAUUGAUUACUGCCAGAGGACUACAGAAGCAAUUUUCACGCUUUCGACAAGGAUUGCAUGUUUUAAUGGAAUACUUAACUGGAAAUGACGAUUUUAAACUCCCAGUAACAUUAAAGACAGAUGUUGGUUUACAAAAUCAUCAAGCUGUUAUGGGUCCUGCAAGUAUUAAUGUGCAACAGAUAAAGCGCAAUUGCAAUGUUAAUAUUGUCUUCCAGUCUACAGUCACUCCAAUCACUGAUACAUCACAAAAUCGAUCAGCAGUAUAUAUAUCUGGUGCUUUUGAUGAUGUUUACAAAGCGUGGAAGCAAUUAAUGGGUUAUUUACCUCUUACUCUAAGUUUUAAUCUUAAAGAAGGACAAGAUAUACCUUCAGAACAAGUUACAAAUAUGAUGUCAGAAUAUAAAGUUAACAUCAUGAUGAGAUUGAAGAAAAAGGAGAAUGUGAAGACCAUUACUGUGCAAGGUCCAGAAAGAGAAUCAAGGAUCUUAUUUGAAGUAAGGCGACAGAUGUUGAAUCUUGAUAAAUCUGAAGUCCCUGUGUGCUGUGACAAGCAUGCUGCUGCCUUGGCAUCAGCUCUCUUUAUUGCAACAAUGUCCUUAACAGAAGGAAAUGAUGUAUGCAAAAGUUCAAAACAAGUUGAUGAGAGAGUUAAAAUUCUAAAUGAUUUUCAUUCUGCAAUGGCAAAUAUAGACAAAAAUUUCCUUCCUGUUCAAGUUACAACAAAUCCCAAGUUGUCAUCUAUUAUCAAUAAUGUUCUGGAACAGCUAAACAAAACUAGCAAUCUAGAAGGGCCCCUUCCACAUUUUCAGAAUACUUACAGAAUACCAGCACCUCGUGCUGAAUUCUGCAUUCCUCAAACAAGUUGUAGACCAAUGCCACCACAGAUUAAAAGAAAACUUGAUUCAGAAUCCUCUAAUCAUCUGAUUAAGAAGCCAACUGUUAAUACAAGUUCAUCUAGUAACUUUUCUGUUUUACAACAGAAUCCAAAACAAAAUGAGUUUUCAGGUGUAUGUAAUCCUUUAUUUAUGCCAGAUAUAUGGUCUCCCCAAGCAACUUCUACAACUUCAUGGCCUUGUAGUCAAUCAACUACAUCUGUACAAGAGAAACCAACAUUUAGUGGUUGGUCUUUUCAACAGGUGCCAUCACAGACAGGAACACAUCAGUUGUUUUCAUAUAAUUCAAAAUGGGGAAAUGAUAUAAUUCAGACAACACAAGAUAAAGUAACUCAUGAAUAUAAGACUACAGAUCCUAGUUCUCUUUACUUAUCUAAUAAAGAAAAAGAUACGACCAUUCAUAAUUCAUCUCAAAGUUACCAUGAAGUUAAACAUAAAAUGGCUCUUUCCAAUGUAAACGGAACUGAAAAUUGCAUGGAUAUGAAAGAUUCUAGUGUACAGAAGAAUGAAAAGUGGAAUCUUAAACAGUUAUCCAAUAUAGAUGAAUAUAACUCUGUAAGCCAACACUUAAAUAACUUUGAAGAAAACUUGAUGGCACAACUGUCUGACUUGUGCUAUGAUGAAAAGUGGCUUUUAGCUUCUAAAGCUUUUGAACAAUCUGUUGACACAAGCACAAGGAAGCCAACAGAUAUCUGGUCAGGUUGCUAUUUCUCAAAAUCACUUCCAGAUUUGCAGCUUAAGAAUAAACUGAAAGAAGUUGCAUCAUCAAAUUUAAGAAAUGCUGAACAGAUGCAUACAGAUCUCUCUGAUGAUAAAGUAUUUGUAAGUGAUUCUGGUGGAAAGUUUUUCAGCUCUAGUGAUUAUUUUGAUUAUUCUUCACAAUUAAAUAUUUCAUGGGAAGACUUCAAUCAUCUGCCUAGAUUAUUUAGAAAACUUGGAGUAGAGAAGUACAUAGAUAUAUUUCUUGAAAAUGAGAUUGAUUUAAGUGUGUUCCUUACUUUGAAAGAUUCUGAUUUACAGGAACUGGGAGUUACAUUUGUAGCAAGAAGAAAAAUGUUACAUGCAAUCUCAGAGUUAAACAGUUACUUUGGAAGCAUGAAGAAAGAUGUGCAUUUUGAAGCUGCACCAGGUUCUGAAAGGAAACGUCUGUUGUCGAAAUUGGCCAAAUAUUGAAUAUGAAUAUCAUCAGUCACUCAAAAUAUACAGAUUGUGCCACUUAAAAUAUUAACCAAUUAAUAUCUCAACCAGAUUAUGUAAAUAUCAGAAAUUUUCCUCAAUUGUUGCAAAUUUUAGUUUUUAUUUUGCUACUAACACUAUUACUGUUUGUGAAAGUGUGAAUGGGUAUGAAAUUUAUACAAUUUAAUAUUGUAGUGCAUGUCUGUUUUUGAUUUGUUAAAUUCAAUGUAUACACCUGAAUUUUUUAUACAUGAUUGUCACUUGUUAAAUGGAUAUACUUUUUGAUA
This is a messenger RNA of Centruroides sculpturatus (bark scorpion), 3139 nucleotides long. Its product is annotated as protein bicaudal C homolog 1-A-like. Gene Ontology annotation, molecular function: RNA binding; protein binding. Lineage: Eukaryota; Metazoa; Arthropoda; Arachnida; Scorpiones; Buthidae. Gene Ontology annotation, cellular component: cytoplasm. The transcript is spliced from 20 exons. The record is from RefSeq and is a predicted model, not a curated record. Bases 111 to 2849 code for a protein of 912 amino acids.